AAUUGCGAUAGUACUUGUGAGAGUAACUUGUAGAAGUGUCUACACUGAAGCAAAUUUUUGCAGCAAUUUCUAUCGGCAAGUGCUUUAAGCCUCGUCUCCACAUGCAAUUAACUUGCGAUAGUUCUUUACCAAGCAACUUGCUGGAGUGUCUACACUUUAUUUCAAUUAUUUUCAAAUUUAUUUGGGCAAGUUACUCAGCAAGCUUUACUUGCUGUAUUUCUUUAAGUGAAACGUGUACACUAGUUUUGUAAAUAUGUCAUCUCGGCAAAUAGCUGCUGCGGUUGUGACAUAUUUAAUAAAAAAACGAAAAGAGAAAAAGGAAAAAAAUAAAAGAAAAAUUUGGGUAAGAAAAUGGAUUCAGCGUAGAGCUACUUUAGGAUUACAUGAGAAGUUACUUAAUGAGUUAAGAAUGGAAGACCUACAACAGUUGAAAAACUUUCUACGAAUGUCUGCAAAAGACUUCGAUUUUUUGCUUGGUUUGGUGAAGGAAAAGAUACUAUAUAAGAAAGAUACAAAAAUGCGACAGGCCAUUAGACCAGAAGAACGCCUGUCUUUGACACUUCGCUUUUUAGCCACAAGUGAUUCCUACCAUUCUCUUAUGUAUUUGUAUCGAAUCCCUGUAUGUACAAUCGCAAGGAUUGUUCCUGAGUGCUGUGCUGCAAUUGUGGAAGCUCUAAAAAAGGAAUAUUUAAAGGUUCCAAAUACCCAAGAAGAAUGGAUUAGGAUUGCAAAAGAUUUUGAAAAUAUCUGGAAUUUCCCAAACUGCCUAGGAGCUCUGGAUGGAAAACAUGUCGUUAUGCAAGCCCCACCUUGUAGUGGAAGUUAUUAUUUUAACUACAAAGGCACGCACAGCAUAGUUUUAAUGGCAUGGGCUGAUGCAAAUUAUAAAUUUAUUUAUGUGGAUGUUGGUUGUAAUGGAAGAAUUUCGGAUAGUGGCGUGUAUAACAUGUGUUCUCUGUCUACCGCUUUGGAAAAUAAUACUGUAAAUUUGCCUCCUCCACAACAGCUGCCGGGAAUGAAAAACUUUUCACCGUUUGUUUUUGUAGCAGACGACGCAUUUGCAAUGAAACCAAACUUGCUUAAGCCAUAUCCAUUCAAAAAUCAGCCAGGGCCAAACCGCGUAUUUAAUUACCGACUCUCACGUGCAAGAAGAAUAAUUGAAAAUGUAUUUGGUAUUAUAGCAAAUCGUUUUCGGGUAUUAACUUUCGGGUAUUAACUUUGCCCUGAAAAAGUAAAAAAAAUUGUUUUGUCAAUAUGCGUUCUUCAUAACUUUUUAAUAACCAGAAAUUCGUCGAAAGCAAAUUAUGCACCGACAGGAAUUUUUGAUACAGAAAGCGAUGGAGGUAUUAUAAAUGGUCAGUGGCACCAGGAAGAUAUGCCAAAACAAAACUUAUUGCCACUUAAUACCAGAAAUCUCCAUAAUUGUUCCCAAAAUGCUAAAAUGGUUCGAGAAGAUUUCAAAAACUACUUUAUUUCCCCUCAAGGUGAGGUUCCAUGGCAGUACAAAUACAUCUAAAAUGAUAUAUAGGUUAAGGUUUUGACUACUGAUUACUUUAAACACCUAAUAUAAAAUACUUUAAAUAAAAUAAAAUUAAUUUUCGCCUUUUACUUACCAGAUUAUCUUCUGUACAGCUUUGAACAUUUGCAGCUAACAUGAAUUUUAAAGAAUCAAAGAAUUCCCAUGUGCUCUUAUACACUUCAUUUGCUCCUUGUCCACUUUUUUUUUUGAUUUUUUUUUCCACUCCUGAUUCAGUUGUGUUCUUAAGUUGUGUAACUUGCGUUGAAUUUCGUUUUCAGAUGUUUCAAAUAGUUCUGCUAAUUUUUGAAAAGCACCCUGUUUUUUUACUCUGUUUUUAAAGUCUUUGCAAUGUACAUUCCAUAAUUCUGGGUAUAGUUCAACAUUUUCAAUCAAUAAAUUAGUAUCGUCCCUACUCCAAACACGCCGGUCCACCAUUUUUUUUAAAUAAACGUAAAUAUUUCACUACUUGCUGCAAAUAUUUCGGAACAGUUUCGAUAUUGAUAAUUGCAAAUUAACUUGCUGAAACACGCGGUGUACACUACAAGCUCUAGCAAGUCAGUAAGUACUUGCCCGGCAAGUAAACUUUCUGCAAUAUUACUCUACGGUGGCUGUUUACACGCGCUGCAAGUGACUUGUGAGAGUAACUCUAGCAAGUUUAUUUGCUAGUGGACACGAGCCAUUAGCUAGACAAUACUUGCGGCAAGUGAUUUUGGGUGUAUACAUGGGAUAGAGUGAUUAGUUUUGUGUAUAGACAGUAUAGUGUUUGCUAGACGGAAAAAAUGUCUACCCGCAGAAAGAGACCUGCAGCUGCCGUUGUUGUCCUUAGUACAAUUUUCCAAAAACAACGAAAAAAGACUAGGAAAAGUAUUUGGGUGAAAGAAUGGAUAGCAAGAAGGCCUACUCUUGGCGCUUAGGCGAUGUUGUUAGACGAGUUAAGAAGUGAAGAUCCAAACAAAUUUAAAAAUUUCGUGCGAUAUCAGAAACCGAUUUUAACUUUUUACUGCAUUUAAUUGCCGACAAAAUAUCAAAAUUGGAUACAAAUAUGCGUGAAUCCAUCAAACCAAGAGAACGGUUAGCGCUAACGUUAAGGUUUUUGGCCACAGGUAAGUUUUAAAAAGUUUCAAAUACAAAUAACUAAAAUAUUUUAUUUUUUUUAUACAAAACCAGAACAAAACUUAAACAUUUUUUGAUUUCAGGUGAUUCAUACUAUUCCCUUAUGUAUCUGUUUCGUAUCCC
Molecule: messenger RNA, 2755 nt
Organism: Anthonomus grandis grandis
Lineage: Eukaryota; Metazoa; Arthropoda; Insecta; Coleoptera; Curculionidae
Exons: 3
Coding region: 254-1216 (320 amino acids)
Source: RefSeq, a predicted model, not a curated record